AUGGCACAUUUCAACAACAGCACCACAUGGAACGAAAGUUGUGAAGAAAACAACAACAGCUUCAACAACUAUGAUUUCAAGUUUUGCAAUGGUAAUAGAUGCUAUGAUGGCAAAAAGGGAAUCAUCAUUUAUGUUUCCACAUUAGCCAUCAUCUGCAUCGGCCUUCCUUUGACCCUACUGGCCAUCUACUCACUGUCUUCUCUGGUCAGAAAGGAUCACGGUGCUCCACUCUACAUCAUCAACCUCCUCAUUUCUGAUCUGGUUCAGUUCCUCUGCAUGAUUGUUUGGGUGGCUAAGAAGAUUAAAAUAUGUAAUAAAUUGUGGGAAACUUUGAAGAUCAUUUAUCAUUAUGGUCUGUUGUCCAGCGUUGGCUUCAUGGUGUGUAUCUCCCUAGAAAGGUAUUUGGUCAUCGUCUGCCCGCUGUGGUACAGAUUCAGAAGAACCAUCAAGACCUCUGUGGUGGUCUGUGCCCUAGUCUGGAUCCUUCCUCCUGUUUUUUUCCUCCCAUUCUAUUACAGUUUGGGUUUUCUGACCACACAAACCAUCGUAGGUGCCUUCCUCCUCCUCCCCCUCCCUCUGUUCAUCUUCUUUCUGGGUGGGACUCUUAAAGCCCUGUCUGGAUCCAUCAGUGUCUCCUCUGAUGAAAAACGAAGAAUUGUUGCAGUUUUGGUCGUAGUGCUGCUUAUUUACACACUGCUGUUCAUGCCCACUGUGAUUCUUGUGUUUCUGGUAGCAAUCACAGACAGAACCAACUUUGAACUUUGGACUGCGUCCAACAUUCUCAUUCAGCUGAGUCCUCUUGCAGACUUGAUUUUGUACUUUUUCAUGAUAAAAGGAGCCACAGACAAGAUUUUGAUGCAGAGGACAGAACCAACACCAGUGGUCCAUGCUAAGAUAAAAUCCUUUCUUGAUGAGCACGAUGUCCUGGAGGGAUUUCAAUCUGGUUUUAAAACACUGCACAGCACAGAGUCGGCUCUACCGAGAGUUUUUAAUGACAUCCUCCUGACAAAUGUCUCUGGUGAUUUUGUUGUCCUUGUCCUGACGUAA
This is a messenger RNA of Mugil cephalus (flathead mullet), 1047 nucleotides long. Its product is annotated as mas-related G-protein coupled receptor member A6-like. NCBI's taxonomy places the organism in Eukaryota, Metazoa, Chordata, Actinopteri, Mugiliformes, Mugilidae. The transcript has 4 exons. Bases 1 to 1047 code for a protein of 348 amino acids. Gene Ontology annotation, biological process: positive regulation of Rho protein signal transduction; phospholipase C-activating G protein-coupled receptor signaling pathway. Gene Ontology annotation, cellular component: membrane. Gene Ontology annotation, molecular function: G protein-coupled receptor activity. The record is from RefSeq and is a predicted model, not a curated record.